GCUAGGAUAAGCACAAAUUGCCUAACUGGUUUGUCCCGCCCUUCUCACACUACAAAAUUGAUCCGAGCACUUCCUACCGGCUACCUGAACCUGUGACAGAUGGAGCCUAUAACUUCAGAGGUCGAACCAAUUCAAGUUAACAAUGCUUCACGGAAACCUCGGAUUCUGCUAGCUGCAAGUGGAAGCGUGGCAACAAUCAAGUUUGCAAAUCUAUGUCAUUGCUUUUCUAAAUGGGCAGAAGUCAAAGCAGUUGCAACAAAAGCUUCUCUUCAUUUCAUUGACAAAGUGUCAUUUCCAAAAGAUGUCGUCCUUUAUACUGAUGACGAUGAAUGGUCCACUUGGAAGAAAGUAGGUGAUAGCGUGUUACACAUUGAGCUCCGUAGAUGGGCUGAUAUCAUGGUUAUUGCCCCUCUCUCAGCAAAUACGCUUGGAAAGAUUGCUGGUGGAUUGUGUGAUAACUUGCUGACCUGCAUUGUGCGAGCAUGGGACUAUGAUAAACCCCUCUUUGUGGCACCAGCCAUGAAUACAUUUAUGUGGAAUAACCCAUACACCGAGCGGCACCUUAUGAUAAUUGAUGAGCUUGGCAUCUCUCUUAUACCACCGGUACCAAAGAGGCUAGCCUGUGGAGAUUAUGGAAAUGGAGCAAUGGCGGAGCCUUCUCUCAUCUUCUCAACUGUAAGACACUGUUUACAUUCACGAUCACAAUCGGGAAGCAGCACCGUAUCAUGAUCCAUGUAUCAUGAAAAUUCAUUCAUCGUUUCAUUCAAGGCAUAGAUAUUGCAGCUGAAGUUUGCCACAAGAAUGUUUGUCCUAAGGAUCCUAUCCUGUUGGGACAAUUCUCUUCAUGGCUUGGCAUGUUAGUCGUCUUCCUGUUCUUUCGCCUUCCUACUAUCUUGUUUGUACUAGUAGGAGCUACUCGCGUCUUAGGUUUACUUUCAUUUUGUAUAAUUGCUGCUAAAAAUGGAUGCAAUCAUGGACAGACGUGUGGAAAACAGAUGCAGCUCUUCGAUUAGUGUAGCAAAUGAGGCUGGAAACUCAAUAUAUUUAGAGAGUAGGUUUACUUGUACAAAUUUGUUGCUCUUAGAUUCUCAGGUUUCUCAUACUAUACAAACCUUUGCUGCUCCUUCGGACAUUUUAGAACUUUAUUGGAGGCGUACACAAAGGUAAACCAUGUGAACAACUGAAGAUUUAUGGGG
Messenger RNA from Nicotiana attenuata, 1196 nucleotides. Its product is annotated as probable phosphopantothenoylcysteine decarboxylase. The transcript has 3 exons. The record is from RefSeq and is a predicted model, not a curated record. Lineage: Eukaryota; Viridiplantae; Streptophyta; Magnoliopsida; Solanales; Solanaceae. Gene Ontology annotation, biological process: coenzyme A biosynthetic process. Gene Ontology annotation, molecular function: FMN binding; phosphopantothenoylcysteine decarboxylase activity. The coding region runs from base 100 to 729 and encodes 209 amino acids. Gene Ontology annotation, cellular component: phosphopantothenoylcysteine decarboxylase complex.